Penicillium chermesinum is the source of this 648-nucleotide messenger RNA. RefSeq lists its product as uncharacterized. The transcript has a single exon. The record is from RefSeq and is a predicted model, not a curated record. Lineage: Eukaryota; Fungi; Ascomycota; Eurotiomycetes; Eurotiales; Aspergillaceae. Bases 1 to 648 code for a protein of 215 amino acids.
AUGUCUUUCUUUGGAGGCAACGGAUUCACCGGCGGCCAGGCAGCUUCUUCCACUGAGGCUCAGCCAAACGCGCAAGGCGCUGGCCUCAACUUGCCACUCGACACGGCCGUGGUUUCCCAACGCUCCAACAUAUUCCAAAUCGAAGACUACGACCAUCCUGGGACGACACACACUUUCAACACUCGCGAGGAUUUCCAGAAGUGGAUGAGCAGCGACCCUGAGGCCGCGUGGCGAUCCAUCCGUUACAAGAUCCGCCGUGCUGAGGCCAUGCACACCAUCGCGGAGAAGACCACCGAGAUCAUUCAAUGCGAGCAUCAAUUGCACCAGAUGAAGGGAGAAGUUGAGCGCAUCCGCAAAGACCUGGACGCUCUUAAUGAUGAUCGCACGGGAAAGCUUGGCGAUUCAGAUCACGGCGCUCUCCGAAGCGAAACCUUAGAGCCCCCCAUCUCGCAGCCCGUCGCAAGCCACCAAGCGUUUGGCCCAAGCGUUCUAGGCAAGAGACAUGAUCACGAAUUCUCCGUUGCCCCACUUUCCAAUGAAAUGAGCUCCUCGUCCAAGAAGAAUCGUAUGUCCGGCAAGAUGUCGCCCUCUGGCAGUGCACGCGUUCGGGCGUACAAGCGAGCGCUCGCCGAUUUGGCUUUGGAUUAG